AUGUGUGACAAAUGCCAAAGUGUUGGUAAUCUUUCCAAACGUAAUGAGACGCCCUUGCAAAGCAUUCUCAUAGUAGAAUUGGUCGAUAUAUGGGGCAUCGACUUUAUGGGACCAUUUCCAUCCUCCUGUGGUUAUCAAUAUAUUCUUAUAGUUGCAGAGUAUGUUUCUAAAUGGGUAGAGGCAGUGGCAUCACCAACAAAUGAUCACAAGGUUGUCCUAUGGUUUCUCCAAGGCACUAUCUUCCCAAGGUUUGGCACGCCUGGAGCUUUGAUUAGUGAUUGGGGCCCUCACUUCAUCAACAAGCCUUUGAAGGCACUCUUAGCUAAAUACAACAUCACACAUAGGGUGGCCACUCCUUAUCACCCACAAACAAGUGGGCAAGUGGAGGGGUCUAACCGUGAAAUCAAAUGCAUCCUAGAGAAGACGGUGAAUGCUUCUAGGAAGGAUUGGUCCCUCAAGUUGAAUGACGUAUUGUGGGCGUAUCAGACAGCUUUCAAGACCCCAAUUGGCAUGUCUUCUUUUCGUUUAGUCUAUGGCAAGGCUUGUCAUCUUCUGGUGGAACUAGAACACAAGGCUUUUUGGGCAAUCAAGAAACUUAAUUAUGAUUAUCAAGCUGCUGGAGAAAAGAGGAAGUUACAGCUCCAUGAAUUGGAAGAAAUAAGGAAUGAUGCAUAUGAAAACUCCAAAAUUUACAAGGAGAAGACGAAGUUGUUUCAUGAUGAGUCCAUACUACGUAAAGAGUUUCAUCCUGGUCAGAAGGUUUUACUAUUUAACUCAAGGCUAAAACUCUUCCCUGGCAAGCUUAGGUCAUGA
Messenger RNA from Prunus armeniaca (apricot), 813 nucleotides. The record is from the annotation of a GenBank genome assembly. Lineage: Eukaryota; Viridiplantae; Streptophyta; Magnoliopsida; Rosales; Rosaceae.